AUGCGCAGCUGCACGGUCUCGUCAUGGUUCGGCAGGGGGAAGGCGGUGACGCUAGACGAGGAAGAACUCUGGCUCGGAUCAAUGAAUGUCGGUGAAGAACGGCUGACAGACGGGACGGUGUGGUGGACCGUCGAGGGGGAGUCGGAAUGCCUGCCCACGGCGCAGGAAUUCGGCGACCCCGAAGGUUUGGCCAGCGGCACCGGCUUCAGGCGGAGGAAGGGGGUUGAGGAGGGGACCAACGUGCAGGGUCCCUCGUGGGCGCGAAAGCGCACCAAGCAAGCCAUCAAGCCUUCAAGUCUUCAAGCCAACCAGCGAGAAUCGCCGCACAGUGGGGAUCCCGCCGAUGGGGCGCACCUCAUGUCUGCAACACACUCGCCAAGACUGAGCCGGAGCACUGCUUACAUGUGGCCGUCACAUGGUGACAAGAACCGCGCAUCUUGGCUCCUCAUGGCACUGAUCGAGACUGUCUUGAAGGCGGCCUUGAGCAAGUUCACCCCUGUACGGCACCAAAGCUUCUUGAAUCUCGAGCUCCGAGCACCAAGCACAGAGCCUCGGCCCCUUCGCCGCAAGCAGAGGUACACUAGAUGCUGA
Messenger RNA from Thermothielavioides terrestris NRRL 8126, 591 nucleotides. RefSeq lists its product as uncharacterized. Bases 1 to 591 code for a protein of 196 amino acids. The transcript has 3 exons. NCBI's taxonomy places the organism in Eukaryota, Fungi, Ascomycota, Sordariomycetes, Sordariales, Chaetomiaceae. The record is from RefSeq and is a predicted model, not a curated record.